Messenger RNA from Nycticebus coucang (slow loris), 2755 nucleotides. RefSeq names its product solute carrier family 52 member 1 (gene SLC52A1). Gene Ontology annotation, biological process: riboflavin transport. The transcript has 5 exons. NCBI's taxonomy places the organism in Eukaryota, Metazoa, Chordata, Mammalia, Primates, Lorisidae. Bases 402 to 1742 code for a protein of 446 amino acids. Gene Ontology annotation, molecular function: riboflavin transmembrane transporter activity. The record is from RefSeq and is a predicted model, not a curated record. Gene Ontology annotation, cellular component: plasma membrane.
GGAGGCGGCCGCAGGACCGACUCGGAGGCGCGGGGACCCCGGGCUGCCACCUGACGCAGGCAGGAUGGCAGCACCUGCCGCCCCUCCGGGCAGAGCGCGCCGCGGCCACUCCCUCCUCCAGCCGGACGUGGCUCCAGAACCCUACGUAGUGUUGGCGUGGAGACUGAGCGAUGCCCUUGUCCCAGGGUCCGUUUGGGCAUGAGGGCGGCGGUGCCGAGUUGUUUCAGCUGGGACCCGUGGUCCUCAGAGGGUCCCUCCGGUUCGGUGUCCCGUGAGCCUGUCUGUUUGCAAGCUACCAGAGGUCUUCAGUUCCCAGAAGAGCAGAAGUGUCUCUGGACCUAGGUGAGGAAAGAGCUGACUGUAAACUUAGAGCUGUCCUGGAGGGCCCAGCCUUCGGCUGAAUGGCAGCGCCCACGCUAGGCCAUCUGGUGCUGACCCACGUGCUGGUGGCUCUCUUCGGCAUGGGCUCGUGGGCUGCCCUCAACGGGAUCUGGGUGCAGCUGCCUGUGGUGGUGAAAGACCUUCCGGAGGGUUGGAGCCUCCCCUCAUACCUCUCUGUGUGUGUGGCGCUGGGGAACCUGGGUCUGCUGGUGGUGACCCUAUGGAGGCGGCUGGCACCGGACAAGGGCGAGCAGGUCCCCAUCCAGGUGGUACAGGCUUUGAAUGUGGUGGGCACAGCCCUGCUGGCUCUUCUGUGGCAUCACGUGGCACCAGUGGCAGGGCAGCUCCACUCUGUGGCCUUCCUAACGCUGGCCUUGGUGCUGGCACUGGCCUGCUGCACUUCUAAUGUCACUUUCCUGCCCUUUCUGAGCCACCUGCCACCUCCUUUCUUACGGUCUUUCUUCCUGGGUCAGGGGCUGAGUGCCCUGCUGCCCUGUCUGCUGGCCCUCGUGCAGGGUGUGGGCCAUCUCCAGUGCCCGCCAGCCCCCACCAAUGGCACCUCUGGGCCCCCCCUUUAUUUCCCUGAGCGUUUUCCUGCCAGCACCUUCUUCUGGGCACUGACUGCCCUUCUGAUCACUUCAGCUGCUGCCUUCCAUGGUCUCCUGUUGCUGCUGCCAUCACUACCAUCUGUAUCCACAGAGGGUCUGGGGCCUGGACUGCAAGUGGCAGCCCAAGAAACAGAGGAGGAAGAGGAAGAAGAGGCCUUGCCAUUGCAGGAGCCACCGAGCCAGACAGCAGGCACCAACGCUGGCCCUGACCUUGAGACUCACUGGCUGCUCUCUGCCCAGGGUGCCUGCCUGCUGGGCCUCCUGGCUGUCAUCAGUGCACUGACCAAUGGCAUCCUGCCUGCGGUGCAGAGCUUUUCCUGCUUGCCCUAUGGGCGCCUGGCCUACCACCUAGCUGUGGUGCUGGGCAGUGCUGCCAACCCCCUUGCCUGUUUCCUGGCCUUGGGCGUGCUGUGCAGGUCCCUGGCAGGUCUGGGUGGCCUCUCUCUGCUGGCCAUGUUCUUUGGGGCCUACGUGAUGGCGCUGGCAAUCCUGAGCCCCUGCCCACCCCUGGUGGGCACCUCUGCAGGCAUGGUUCUUGUGGUGCUCUCAUGGGUGCUGUGUCUUGGCACAUUCUCAUACGUGAAGGUAGCUGCCAGCUCCCUGCUGCAUGUCAGGGGCCGACCUGCAUUGCUGGCAGCUGGUGUGGCCAUCCAGGUGGGCUCCCUGCUCGGUGCUAGCGCCAUGUUCCUUUCCACCAGCAUUUACCACAUGUUCCACAGUGGAAAAGAUUGUGUAGAUCCCUGUACACCCUGAGCCUCUGCAGGUGGGGCCUUCACUCCACCCCAUCUGUCUUCACCUUGAGGCUGCCACAGGCCUCCCCACAUAUGGGCAUGCUCAGAGAUUCCUGCACACUCCUCAGGACAUGCUGCCACUUCAGACCAGGGUGAAGACCAAAGAGCAGGCCUGGGGCCAAGGACAGGUUGUGGCUGUGGGCUUGUCCCCUGGCCUGAGAUUGUCAUUGGAUUUGUACAAUAAAGCAUUUUUAUUUUGAAAAUAUCUAAUGAAACCUUACAAGAGAAGUGGGUUAAUUUUUCAGAUAUAUUUUAUAAUCUGCAGAGAAUAGAGGUUCAAAUACAGGUGGUAGGCCAGGCAUAGUAUCUCACACCUGUAAUCCUAACACUCUGGGAGGCUGAGAUGGGCAGAUUGCUUGAGUUCAUGAGUUUGAGAACGCCCUGAGCAAGACCAAGACCCCAUCUCUACUAAAAAUAGAAAAAAAAAAUUAGCUGGGCAUUAUGGCAGGUACCUGUAGUGAGAGAGGAUACCCAAGAAGGGUGAGGUCUAUAAGAACAGGUCUUCUCAAGGAGACCACAAGGAUACACAUGCAGGGUCCUCUCCACAGUGACUCAGCUCUUGGGAAUUUGUAAACUUAACUUCCUGAAACUUGGAAAUGUCCAGGUUCUGUGAAAUCCUGUAGUUCUGUAGGGGCAGGAAUAGCAUCUCCCGCUUGAUUCAAACUGGCCAAUGAGAAGGGUACCUGUGGGCUGGAACUUUUUGACUGUCAAUAAAAAGGGAAAGACCAAGGCAGUCAGGGAGCAAGUCCAUUUGGAAUUCUUCUUAAAGCCCUUCCUCUUAUAAACGUGGUGUUUGGGUGCUCUUUCUCUCCGUUGGGCCUUGUUUUCCUGCAAUAGUAGUCCCAGCUACUCGGGAGACUAAGGCAAAAGGAUCACUUGAGCCCAGGAGUUUGAGGUUGCUCUGAGCUAUGAUGAUGCCAUGGCACUCUACCCAGGGCGACUGAGUGAGACUCUGUUUCAAAACUAACUAGCUAA